UAUCCGUCUCUACAGCGAAUGAAGGAAACCCUUAGCGCUACCCUUCCGUGAUAAAUAUGAGUUCUCAUGUUAUCACCCCUGGACCGUACCGAGCCACGAAAUUGUGGAAUGAGGUGACACGUUUGUUUCGGGCUGGCAUGCCCCUCAGGAAGCAUCGCCAGAACUUCAGGCACUAUGCUUCCUGUUUCACUGCUUCUGCUGCUGUUGAUUGGCUGCACCAGCUGCUCUGUAACAACAGCAACUUUGGCCCCGACGUUACCAGGCAACAGACAGUUCAGCUCCUGAAGAAGUUUCUGAAGAACCAUGUGAUUGAAGAUGUAAAGGGACGCUGGGGAACAGAGGACCUGGAGGACAACAAUGUGCUGUACAGGUUUCCUUCCACUUCUCCUCUGAAACACAUCCCCUGUUCAGCUCCAGCCUCAGAGUCCAGAUCCAUAAAAAAGAGACCUUCAUUCAAGGACAAAGAAGGUUUCUUCAGGCUUAGAAGCACAAGGAGGCAGGAGAAAGAGACCCAGGAAAAUGUGGAUCCUGCACUCCGAAUACAGCAGGAAGGCGACAGUCAGACAGAAGAAGAGCAGCAGAAACAGAGACGAGAGCUGACAGUGGAGGAUGUACAGGAGAUCUGGAGAGACAUCACGCUGACCCACCUUCAGAGGAUUCUAGAUGUUCCAUCUCUCGACGAGGUUUUAGACCAUCGUUAUGUGAAUCCACAGAACAUCAUCCAUAAUAUGACCAAAGUCAACAAACACGGAGUGGUCACACUGGACGACAAGACCAAUGACCUUCCAGACUGGGUUCUGUCUGCCAUGAGGAGCCUGGCCAGUUGGCCAAAGUACAACGGCACACAGCAAUCCUAUCCUGGCUUUGAAAGAGAUGUCUUCAAAACAGUGUCCGAUUACUUCUACAGCCUCCCACAGCCACUGCUCACAUAUGAACUGUAUGAACUGUUUAUCAAUGUUCUAGGCGUUCUCCAGCCUCAGUGUGAACGUGUAGCCAUCGAGGCCCUGCAGCUCUGCACCCUCCUCCUUCCACCUGCCUCCCGCAGGAAGUUGCAGCUGCUCAUGAGGAUGGCGUCACGCAUCAGCCAGAAUGUAGACAUGCCUCGCCUCCACCCUGCUAUCGGCACUCGGACAUUGAUGGUUCACACAUUUUCAGGCUGUGUCCUGGGCAGUGCUGAGGAGUGUGAUUUGGAUGAGCUGUUAGCAACCAGGCUGGUGUCAUUUUUAAUGGACCAUCAGCAAAGCAUCCUCUCAGUCCCAGAGUACCUGCUUGGUGCCAUCAGUGACCAUAUACAGUACCUACGAACAGCACAGGUCCCGAUGGACUCUGUUUCAAAGACUGACAAAAGCGAUCCGGUUUGCCCUCCAAUGCCGGUCUACACGUUCUGCCAUCAGAUCAGUGGCGCUGAGUUUGAACAGCAAAAACUGGAGUCUUCUCAGAAGGCCAUGGAGGAGCUGCUAGAGAUCCUGGUGACAGAUCAAAACAUCAGUGAGAAGGACAGACGCAAGAAACUGAAACAGUUUCAGAAGCAGUACCCAGACAUCUACAGGCAACGAUUCCCCUCCUCGGAUGGCGAGAGCAAGACUGACAACAAACCAAAGAUUAAACCUCCACUCCUCAACAUCAAGAAGACCAAAGCUUUCAGCAUCAGGAACUGAACGACUGCAGGAGGCGCGCUCUCGCCGCUCACGUCGUGAUCACUGCACUGAUAUCACACUCCUGGCAGGACAAUUGAGAAGUCGUUUUUCCCAUGGCAGCCAAAAGCAGUGUGUUACAUUGGAAAUGCUGUUGUUACUGUUGUGUUUAUUGUAAGUAAAUGCAGACUGGAUGAUUUUAACAGGAGUUGAUUUGUGUAUUCAUGUGUUGUGUAUAUUUGUAUUGAGUUUUGAGUGCUGACUUAGAUGAAGGCUUGUGACCGUAGCUCUACAGAGCCGUUCAUACCAUUUAGGUUCUCUGAAUACAUGUUUUAUGAAGAAAGGUACUUUACCUGUUGUCCCCUCACUCUUCUUUUCUAUUUGUAUCUGAUACUGGCCCGUGUGUGUGUUCAAGUAAGAAGCAAGCUCCAAAAGGCAAUUGGGAGAAAAAUAUGCAAUUCUAAGAUCACUGGUCAAUAUGGGAGCAAUUAGAUUUCUUAAUUUAUAUGAAUACUGACAGCAGGAGGAGUGCUAGUUGUUGUUUGUUUUUUGUUAUGCUGAUGUUUUUUAAAGUUUCAAUAUUUUCUAUCAUAGACGCCUAAGUUUUAUUUGUCAGGCCUGAUGUUGAGCAUUUUCUCUUUCUUUGCCCUCAUCUUAUUUUCCCUCUGUCGAGUAUUGAGUUUUUAAAACUCUUUUUGAAAUCUUAGUUUUAUUUUGUGGUGAUUUUUUUUUUUCAGGAUGCUAGCUUUUUCAUAUCUAGCUCAGUUAUUUUAAAUCGUGUUAAUCUUUCCAAUUUCUUUUUACUUCUUGAGCUUAUGUGUCUCAUCCCUGCUUUGUUUAGUGGAUUGUUUGCACUUGGAGCUAGGCCAGCAUGCUUAUGUCAAUCACCAGUGUGGUCAUUUAUACGUAUUUAAGGCUUAUUAGACUUCCCAAACCAAGUUUUUCCAUCAGACACCUGAUAUGCCCUUGGCAUGGGUAGUGCCUAGUGAGAGCUUGACCUGAAUGCGCAUCCAUUCAUUGCAGUGCUGCAUGCUGACAGGUAUUUGGUAAACUGAGGGGAAUUACACAACUCAUGUCAAGUGUCUGAAGAAAUCUUAAUAUUCAAAUGGUGUCAAACGCUCUUUUAUUUAUCUUAAGCUACAUGAAGUAUUACUUCUAUCCUGGUAUGUUUGUGUUUACCUCAGAUCAGAUGGUGCAUGAAUGUUUAACCACACACAUUCAUCAUUGGUGUUCUCUGUGUUUUGUACCUACAACUGUUCCUCUACAUUGUUUACUAUGCAAAG
Molecule: messenger RNA, 2917 nt
Organism: Pelmatolapia mariae (spotted tilapia)
Lineage: Eukaryota; Metazoa; Chordata; Actinopteri; Cichliformes; Cichlidae
Gene: depdc1
Product: DEP domain containing 1a
Exons: 11
Coding region: 57-1658 (533 amino acids)
Biological process (GO): intracellular signal transduction
Source: RefSeq, a predicted model, not a curated record